This is a messenger RNA of Gongylonema pulchrum, 294 nucleotides long. The record is from the annotation of a GenBank genome assembly. Lineage: Eukaryota; Metazoa; Nematoda; Chromadorea; Rhabditida; Gongylonematidae.
AAAAUGUUUCAGCAGCGUCGCCCAUUAUCUGGAUGAGCUGGCAUCGGAAUCAAGUCAAAACACUGAGUGCUUCUAUAAAUACAGCAAACGGGAUCACCAUCAAAGCUUUGCAGAAUGGCUUCACAAGAAAAACGCUUCACAUUAUACGCCAAUUGCGCCAUCCUACCAUCAAGCACUACUCAAUUUACAGCCUGAAACACCGUUGCGUGAGCGAGCAUUGUGCUACUUUGAAUACUACCUCAACUAUAACCCACUGGUAAGUUUGUUUUGUGUUACCGAAAUAUGCUCCGACAC